This is a messenger RNA of Austrofundulus limnaeus, 1981 nucleotides long. Its product is annotated as acidic mammalian chitinase. Gene Ontology annotation, molecular function: chitin binding; hydrolase activity, hydrolyzing O-glycosyl compounds. The transcript is spliced from 11 exons. The coding region runs from base 34 to 1464 and encodes 476 amino acids. The record is from RefSeq and is a predicted model, not a curated record. Gene Ontology annotation, biological process: carbohydrate metabolic process. Lineage: Eukaryota; Metazoa; Chordata; Actinopteri; Cyprinodontiformes; Rivulidae. Gene Ontology annotation, cellular component: extracellular region.
AUUGCUUUGAGGAAAAGUUUCAAGUAGGAYAACAUGGCUCGACUGAUGAUCUUGGCUGGAUUGUCUCUUCUAAUGUGUCUUCAUGUUGCUUCUUCAACCAAACUGGUGUGCUACUUUACCAACUGGUCCCAGUACAGACCAGGUGUUGGUAAAUAUSUCCCAGACAAUGUGGAUCCUCACCUCUGCACUCACCUGAUUUACGCCUUCGCACAAAUUAGCCCUUCUAGUGAGCUGACAACAUAUGAGUGGAACGAUGAGGUUCUUUAUCAAUCCUUUAAUGGACUGAAGAACAGAAACCCUCAGCUGAAGACUCUGCUGUCUGUUGGUGGGUUUUACUCCGGAUCAUCACAAUUUUCCAACAUGGCUUCAACUCAGGCCAGUCGUCAGGUGUUCGUCCAGUCUUCCAUCAGGUUCUUGAGACWGCAUGGCUUUGAUGGGCUGGACCUGGACUGGGAGUACCCUGGACACUAUGGCCAAAAAGAGGACAAGAGGAGGUUCACACUGCUCUGCCAGGAAUUACGUGCAGGUUUUGAACAGGAGGCCAAACAGACCAACAAACCACGGCUGCUGCUCUCAGCUGCAGUGGCAGCUGGACAGGAAAUCAUUGACAACAGUUAUGAGGUUGCUGAAAUAUCCAGGGUUCUGGAUUUUCUAAAUGUCAUGACCUAUCGCUUGUUUGGAUCCAUGAAUCAAAUCCUUGCCCACCACAGCCCUCUGUACACCAGUUCUGCUCUCCCAAAGCAAUUUGUCAACUACAAUAUUCACUUUGCCAUGAGAUAUUGGAGAACUAAUGGAGCUCCUGCUCAAAAACUCCUGGUUGGUUUUCCAGCAUUUGCACGCACGUAUAAAACAGCAUCAGCAGAUCAUGGAGUUGGAGCAGCAACGAAUGGGGCAGGCUCUGCUGGGCCCUACACCAGAGAGGCUGGAACUCUGUCUUACUAUGAGGUUUGCACUUUCCUCAACGGAGCCACUACACAGUGGAUUUCUGAACAGAAGGUGCCUUAUGCAGUCAAAGGCAAUGAGUGGGUGGGCUUCGACAACAGGGAGAGCUAUGGCAUCAAGGCAGAAUAUGUGAGGCACAACAAUUUGGGAGGAGCAUUCGUCUGGUCACUGGAUCUGGAUGACUUCAGUGGAAACUUCUGUGGUCAAGGAAAAUAUCCCCUCAUUAGUUAUCUGCGCUCUCAUCUUAGCUCAGGUCCAGCUACCAACCCCCCUGGCCCAGCUACCAACCCCCCUGGCCCAGCUACCAAYCCCCCUGGCCCAGCUACCAAUCCCCCUGGCCCGGUCAUCACAAAUCCUCCUUCUGAAAGCGGUUUCUGUGCUGGAAAGGUCGACGGCCUCUACCCAGAUGCCAACGACAAGCACAUCUUCUAUCAGUGUGUCUCCGGCAUUACAUAUGUGCAGAGAUGUCCAGCUGAUCUUAUUUACCAUCCUCCUUGCCAGUGCUGUGUCUAUAAAAAAUAAUUUUAUUUAUUUUUUUGUCAAACGGGAACGUGCUGUGCUGCUAUUUAUUUGAUCAAUGGAGGCCACAGAACAGCAGGGAGUCUUAGAAAUUCUGUAAGAAAUGUAAGAAGGGAAAAAAUAUCUGUCUACCUGCAUGGUAAAGGUUUAGAUUAAUAAUCGUUCCUAAUAUCAUCUUUUCAGAACUGUUACUAAAGUCACAACAUACGUCCUGACAUGACAUUCUGACUCUAUUUUUUCUUAGGUCAGCAUAUUGGUGUCUUUUCUUUCACAAAGUUUAUCAGGGGAAAAUGUCUUAAGAGUUUAAUUAUGUUUUGGUUAAAAGCUUUCUAUGGUGUCUUCCCUGGCCUUUCACUCAUAAUUAUUAUUUUUUUGUUUGUUUGUUGUUUAAUCUGCAGAACAGCUGAAACUUUAAGCAGRCAGUCAGGGCAAGAYAUAGUCAUGCUUGAUUUUGUGAUUUCGACUGUUCUGCUWGUACUGUUCUGUUAGUACUCAAUAAAUUACUKAAGUCUAUACAUGA